AGGAACAAGGAAGCGAGGCGGCAGCCCUGCCCUCGGCAGAGCGCGGGCAGAAGCAGCCGGAGAAGGGGCCCUCCAGACAUAACAAGACAUUUGAAAGAACACACCAAGAAGAAAAAAAUGGGGGGAAACUUUGGCCAAGACCUAAGUGACCAGAUCAACGAUGCUCUCAGCCGACUGGAGAGCAAGGAGAUGUUCCAGACCCCUUGGGACAUUGCAGCGUUUGCCAUUUUCUUUACUUUCAUUGGUGUGGUUCUCUUGAUGGCCCUCCUUGUGCUCAUCCAGUGUUUUUGCUGCUGCUGUGAUUGCAACUCUUCCCCAUCUUAUGAAAAGGUCCCCAGAAGAAAAGUCGGCAUUGAUAACAAAGGCCUGGAGCCUUAGCCUGCCAUGAUGGAAUGCCUAUGCAACCAGAAGGAAGUGUGUGAUUUGCUGAAUCUUUUUUGUUAUAAAGGAAUUAAUUGUAAAUUGGACAUGGCUAGAGAGGCAGUGUAUGACAGGGGAGCCUCUAGUGGCUUGAAUGCAAAAAUUGUAAUGAUCCUCAGCCUGCAUCUUGCAUUUAUGAGCUGUUUCUAAUCAUGGCAACGAGAUCUCUGCCCACCCUGAGCAGCUGGCACCGGGGCAAGACGCACUCUCCUACCACAUGUAUACAACCAUGGCGGAAAAGGUGUCCAUCUGAACAAAUGCCGUUAGGAAUGGAGUCGGCUUUCAUCUUGUACAAAUUUGGAUUCUGCUCCUCCUCUUCCAGUAGCAUGAGGGCACAGGCCAACGGAGAAGAGCGGUCCAUACGGCUCAGAAGGCCAGCUCUUGCCCGCACAAGCUUGCACCAGCCGAAGAUCUGCCACUCUUUACAGAGCCAAGACAAUUUGUUUUCAUUCUGCUGGGAAAUGUAACCAAAUCACUGUGAAUCUUUAUCCUUGUUUUCUAGCAGCAAUUAGUAUUUAUGUUGAAUAAAUGGGACAUCAGCA
This is a messenger RNA of Varanus komodoensis (Komodo dragon), 962 nucleotides long. It is a transcript of the gene SMIM22, whose product is annotated as small integral membrane protein 22. Gene Ontology annotation, biological process: regulation of cell population proliferation. The transcript has 4 exons. NCBI's taxonomy places the organism in Eukaryota, Metazoa, Chordata, Lepidosauria, Squamata, Varanidae. Bases 118 to 378 code for a protein of 86 amino acids. The record is from RefSeq and is a predicted model, not a curated record.